GGUGUCAGGACUCAGCGCCCGAUCUAAGGAGAGGCGUUCCAGAUUUCCCCGCCGCCGCCGCCGCCGCUCCGGUCGCCGCCAAGUUUCACCAAGGAUGAGGAAGGAAGACCGAGCGUAGGCUUGUCCAAGCACCCAGUCUUCGCUCGGAGAACGCCCUCCUCCUCCCUUCGGGCAGGGCAACUUUCCUCGACCAGCCUCCCCCUCCCGCGCCCCGCUUUCCCGCCCCCCGGCGCCGCGGCCACUCUGAGGCAACCUCGCUCUCGGACAUCUUAGCCAAGGGGGCAGCGCCAGCGUCAGUCGCUGCGCUCGUUUUCGUCAGCGGCGGCCCUCCUGCCCUGCCUUGCCCUGCCCAACCUACACCUGAGCGAACGGUCCGGACUUCGUUGCCCAGACGCCCCCAAGGAGGGCUUGACGACCCCUGGCCAGGCGAGCCGGCCUGGGAGCGAAGUAUUCUUGGGCCUGAGACAGUCGGUCGUCUCUCCUUCGUCCAGGACGCGGCAAAACUGCUAGGCGAGCGGCGGAAGGCGGCCGUGCUUCCGCAGCCCAACGUGUGUGUGUCGGGGGGCGGGGGACCCUCGAAAGCAGAAAAUGCGAAGUUCAGGGCGGGGUGGGGCCUUUGCACUGAAUUGGCCCCUCAAGGAGGAGAAGACAAAGCGCCACCCGGAAUGCGAGAGGCUAGUCCUCAAGAGCGAGGACCGGGUCCUCGGCCAAGCGUGUAGGAGUUGAAGGAGUUGAAGCACAGAAAGGGCAGAAUGCUUCAUCACCACCUAAUGUUUAUUGCUGGAAUGAUUCUUGCCUACAGAGAAACAGCUGCAGUUCCUCGGUGUUCAGUGACAGAAAGAAUUGCAUACUAUAAUCACUGCAACCUCACCUGGGUUCCACCUGUGCCCAAGAACAUUACUUCAUUCUUCCUAAACUUCAAUUCCAUUCAGGAGGUGAAUGCCACCUCAUUCCCAUUGCUGAUGCAACUGGAGACUUUGUCACUUGGAUCACAGUCUGCCUCUCCAGUUACUUUAAGAGGAGAAGCAUUUAGGAACCUUCCAAAUCUCAGACAACUGGAUUUAGGUGAUAACAAAAUGAUUGUGUUGGACUCAGAUGCUUUCAGAGGUCUAGUGAAUUUACGUAAACUUUGGCUUUAUUAUAAUAGUCUUAAUGAAUUGAUUCUGGAAGAUGAUUACCUUCAAGAUUUGGUCUCUUUGGAAUACCUGAAUCUUGAGUACAAUAAAAUCACAAGACUUCAUCCUCAUCCUUUAUUUUACAAAAUGAAGUCUUUGGAUACUCUGGAGCUUAAACUAAACCGCAUUGGGACCCUCUGUGAAGGAGAUCUUGAUAGCUUUCAAGGGAAAACUUUCAAACUGUUUGCUCUUAACUCUAAUAAUCUUUAUAUAGAAAACCCUGUGAACUGGACAACUUGUGGGAAUCCUUUCAAAAAUAUUGUCAUAGAAACUCUGGAUGUAGGUGGUAAUGGUUGGGACGUGGCUGUCACACAGCAAUUCUGUUCAGCUAUUCAGGGAACACCCAUUUUAGCAUUGAAACUCUCCUCUCACAGUAUGGGCGCAUCAUUUGGAUUUAAUAAUCUCCGGGACCCUGACAACAAUACCUUCAUAGGCCUUGCUAAGAGUGGUCUUCACUUCCUUGACCUUUCAAGAGGUUUUAUUUUUGCUCUAAACACACAUGUAUUUCAAUAUCUUGCUAGUUUGCAAUGGCUUGAUCUUAAUAGAAAUCAGAUAAAUCAAAUUGGAAAAAGAGCAUUUUUUGGUCUUUGGACACUGACUCACUUAAACCUAUCAGGCAAUCUAUUAGGUGAGCUCACUGCUAAUACUUUUGAUGGACUCUAUAACUUGAUAUCUUUAGAUCUGCAAAACAAUCAUAUUGGGGUGGUUGCUCAGGCUACCUUCAAAUACUUAACAAGACUUAAGGAGCUGAAUCUUAUGGAUAAUGCCCUAAAAUCAACCCCAUCAUUCCCAGACCUCUCCACUAUUCUUUUAGGUGGCAACCAGUUAAAGAGUAUAGGCUUCAACAACAUAAAUGCAACAAUUAUUAGCUUGGAAGAAAACAGAUUAGACGAUCUGAGUGAUCUCUACAAACUUCUUCAAAUUCCAGUUUCACAGUUCAUCUUUUUGAAAAACAAUCGUUUCUCUUCUUGUUAUGCAAGUAAUGAUGUUCCAGAAAAUAGCCGGUUACUCUACUUGGAUCUUGGGAACAAUAUGUUAAAACUUAUAUGGGAGAGAAGUUUAUGUCUUAAUGUGUUCAAGGGACUUAUCAAGCUUCAGGUCCUCCAUCUCAAUAAUAACUACCUUAGUUACCUACCAGAAGGUAUCUUUAGUGGCUUGGUAUCACUGAACAGACUUAACUUGGCUUCCAACUUGCUGACUUACCUUUCUCACAAUGCCUUUCCUACAAGCCUGAGGAUACUUGAAUUAUCAUCGAAUCAGCUGCUUUACCCAGAUCCUCAAGUCUUUGCAACCCUAGACUACCUGGAUCUAAUCAAUAAUAGGUUUUACUGCAAUUGCCUCUUAAGCAGCUUAAUAGUGUGGCUAAAUCAAACCAAUGUCACCUUGGCUGGAUCACCAGAGAACAUGUUUUGUUUUGGACCCCAUGAGCUUGCUGGAGUUCCUCUUCAUGAAUUAAAUGUUGAUAGUUGCAAUGAAGACAAAGUCUUGGAGUCUCUUCAGUUGUCACUCUUCAUUUUUACCUGUGUUGCUCUGACAAUGUUCCUAGUGGCAGUAAUUAUUUUCACUCGUUUUAGAGGAACUAGUUUUAUCUGGUAUAAAACCAUAACCAGGACAUUUUUAAAAGAGCUCCAGCCAGACCUAGACAAAAAUAUGUAUCAAUAUGAUGCUUACAUAUGCUAUAGUGGCAAGGACUUUGAGUGGGUUCAGCAUUCUUUGAUAAGGCACCUGGAUUCCCAAUAUUCUGACCAAAAUAGAUUUUCUCUUUGCUUUGAAGAGAGAGAUUUUCUGCCUGGAGCCGAUCACAUCAGCAACAUUCGUGAUGCCAUUUGGAACUGUCGGAAAACUAUUUGUGUUGUGACAAAGAAUUUUCUUAAGGAUGGUUGGUGUAUAGAAGCAUUGAAUUUUGCUCAAAGUAGAUAUUAUUCUGACCUAAAGGAUGUCCUCAUUAUGGUGGUAGCUGGAUCACUUUCUCAGUACCACCUUAUGAAAUAUCCACCAGUCAGAGCUUUUUUGCAAAGGGGUCGAUACUUGAGAUGGCCUGAAGACUACCAGGAUGUAGAGUGGUUUUUGAACUCACUGUCUCACCAAAUACUGAAAGAGAAGGAGGUCAAAAAGAAAUCAGGUUCACUAGAACUGAAAAUCAUAACAGUUUCUUAGCUGGCUGGCUGCCAUUUCAGUAGCAUAAGACAGAGGGCUCUCCAAAGAACAUGCCAAUCAUUUCUGAAACAUACUGAGUCCUUACCUUUAUGAGCAAUGCACUAAAAUUACAGUAUGAGCACCCCAGUAUCCUUAAUAUCAUUCAUUUUCAUUUUCGAAAGGUCUGCCUAAUGAAAGAAGUGGCUUUGCAAUAAUCAGUGUUCUUUGAUGAGGCCUUGCAGUUGCACAUUGGUAGAAUAAAAUGCUGCUUGCAUUCUUGUGAUCACAGCUUGUUGAUUUCGGACAAGAAUGGGGAUCAUAUACCUCUCCCAGCUAUUGCUGAACUACAAUAUCCAUCAGCCCUAGCCAACUUAGACAAGUUGCCCAAUUCUUGACAAGUUGCCCAAUUCUUGUUUAAGGAUUAUUAAAUAUAGAGUUAUUCAGUAGUUCAUAGGAAAAGUUUGUUACUUUUUCAUGUAGACUUGAAAACAUAUCAUUGCUUUCAAGCCCUGAUACUUUCAAAGACUGCAUAGAAUGUAUUUGUGAAGGCUUUCACGGCCGGGAUCUAAUGGUUGUUGUAGGUUUUUUGGGCUCUUUGGC
Molecule: messenger RNA, 3911 nt
Organism: Pogona vitticeps (central bearded dragon)
Lineage: Eukaryota; Metazoa; Chordata; Lepidosauria; Squamata; Agamidae
Source: RefSeq, a predicted model, not a curated record